GUCACGGAUCCACGUCACCGGUUUUCGAGGCGGCAGUGACAGCAGCAGCAGCGAUGGCGGCGCUAACGCGGCUUCGCGUGAACGCGGCCCUCAUGCGCUUCGGCGCCAUCGUUCUCACGCGCUUCCCCUUCUGGAACUGCUUCAGCAUGCUCAUGCUGUUCGCCGAGCGCGCCGACAGCAAGAGGAAGCCAGAUCUGACAGUGCCAUUGCUCUAUGUGGACCUGGGAGUGGCUGUGCUGUGUGCCAGCUUCAUGUCAUUUGGAGUGAAGCGGCGAUGGUUUGCAUUGGGGGCUGCGCUGCAGAUCGCCUUCAGUGCCUAUGCAGCCCACAUUAGUGGGCAGGUUCUCUAUGGAGAGUGGCUCAAGGUAAGGAUGUACUCUCGGACAGUGGCGUCAGUGGGAGGUUUCCUGGUGCUGGCCAGCGGUGCUGGGGAGCCUUACCGCCAAAAGGCCCGAGCCAGGUCUCUUCAGACAAUAGGCCAAGUCUUCCUUGGCAUCUACCUCAUCUGCCAGGCCUACUCGCUGCAGUACAGCAAGGAGGACCAGGGAGCUUACCUCGCACACAUCGCUGGUGGUGAGCUGGUGCUGCAGGCAUUCUUUCUCCUCUACGGUGUCCUGGCGCUGGCCUUCUUGUCUGGGAAAUACGUGCGCCGUGCUGCCCAGCUACUGGCCAUCCUACUUCCCAUUCUCACACUGCUCACCGACGGGAACCUGUCCUACUGGCACAGUCUGCGCAAAGUGGAAUUCUGGCUGCAGAUGCGUCUUGUCGGCCAAAAUGUAGCCAUCCUAGGUGCCAUGUUGCUGCUGGCCACGGAUGGAUAGGAGACUCCAAUCACUCCAGCUGCCUCACUCAUGUGCCGUCGUGUAAUGACAAAUAUAUAAUUUAGUUUUCUUGCUGCACAUUUACGCUCGUGGCAUUAAGUGUGCUGAAAAUACAAUAAAAGAGACAAUCAUUGCAAGCCAAAAUGUGUUCAUGUUACUGUGUUCAACAUUUUUUGUAAAAGGGAGUGUUUUGACCGUUUUGUACACAUAUGGCCUUUUGUCAAUCCACUUCUGUUUGAGUGCUUCCCACCCACACCGUAUGGGUCAUGGGAGGUUAUUUGGCCAUGCUUCACCACGCUGGUCAAUGUGGGUUGGCAAAGGGCGAGAAGCAUAGAUGAGGGCGCAUACAACUACAGUACAACAAUGCAUUUUUGGUGCAUUCCCCUCCACUGCCCAGAAUGUAGUCCCAUAAUUGACAAGUGGUAGUGGUUGUACAAGCCCAAGCAUAAAACUUGCCAUCCAAACAUAAAACAUAUAUAUAGUACACUAAUAUUGUGGGUAAUAGGCUAUCAGAGCAGCCCUGAAUAAGGUGGCACUUUUGUUUGGAUGUAAUAGUUGGAAUUGAUGUUGAGCUUAUUGGCCUAUACAUCUGCCUUCGUGUUCUCAUUAACAAUUGUGUAUAUAUUUAUUUAAUUAAAAGUUUUGCUUCACCUGGCAAAAAAUGCAUGUUCUGGAGCACAGUAAUUUCAGAGUUAACCUGCCAGUUUGAAUUGUGUUUGGGAUUUUUUUUGUUUACUCGUGUUUACAGAUAUGAAAUCCUGGCAAUGUUUUUGUUGCAAAUUCAUAUUGAAAUGUUUGUUACCCUUUAAGCCAUGCUUGUAAAUAGGGUUGAUAACAAAUUUGUAUUGGAGAUUUUUUUUUCUAAAUUCACAUUACACAAUAUGUCUAAAUAGAAUUAUUGCAUGCCUGCUAUUUUUAAUUAAGCUUAGCAGGAAACAAUUGAUUGUACAAGCACAACAAAAAAGGCUGUUAUACAUAUGCAGUGGGGUGCAUGGCAAUCCUUGAGAAAUGUGUUAAUUAAAAAUAAUUGGUUGUUUAAACUAAUUAAUACUGCAGAAACCUUCACAUUGUGUGUACAAAUGAAUACAGAUCGAAAACGAUUACAUUUAAGCAUGCUGUAGUUAAUUGUGUUGAAUGAAGUUUGCUUCUUGGAAAGCUUCACAUUGUUUCGUCUCCUACUGCCACAUAUCAUUUACACUGUCCCCUACAUGUCGAACUGGCAAAGGAUUUCCCAGCAACACUUGUGUGAACAACAUCACGGUAAAGCGGUAAACUGGCAUCAUACGCACAGUUCCAGCUAUCAGCAUUACUCGAGUUACCACCCCUGUAUCAUGCUAUCGUAGUGAGGCUAUUUUAUGGCCUUGUCUUCCCUUCAUUAAUGUUCAUGCACUGGCAUCACAUUAUUAUCUAUCCUGGUUGUCAGGCCUGUCCAAUCAUGAGGUUUUAGUUAAACUGUUUCAAACAUGUAUCUUGCCAUUAAUCGUAUCACUGUGCUACUGUGGUAUUACCUGAUUUGACUAUAAAUGGUAUUUGCACACACACACAUGCAAGAGAUCUAGAACAAAACACUGGAAAUUCCUAAUUGUGACAUGGCCUCUUGGGUUGAUGUGGCUAUUUUAAUUUAAUGCAAUAUGGAAUAAAAUUGGUUCACAUGCUUUACAAAGGUGUAGAAUAAUGUAGCUUACGUUUUUGUUUCGCAUCCUGUUAUGGAUAAAUCCAUUAUGCGAUUCAGAUUAUGGGAAUGCAAUGAACAUUCUUACCAUGUCUUGGCUCCUGCUGUCAGCUAUGAUGUAGUUUUAAGUGCUACGUAACUUGUUGCAUUUAAAUGUUUCCUUCACCAUUUUUACAGUAUGCUCAUGACAUUUCUACUCGUACAUUAAAAUUGCCUGUGUUAAUAUUAUUAAGGAAGCGGGUGAUGUACAUUUGCUCGAAAUUGUUGCGCAUGAAAUAUUUAGUGAAUAAAGUUUGUCAUUUUUAAGAAAUGUGAGCUUUAUAUUUUAUCAUCUUCCAUCAUCCAUUGUCUAUUCACUGCUUAGUGAAGGCCUGCCCAUGCUGUCAACAUCCCUGGCGGUUUUCUGAUGCCACAAUCCAUCUCCUGCCCAUGGAUUGAUCCCAUUGCUCCAUCUCUACAGUUGUCAUACUAUCGAGCAUGUUCUCUGUUGACUGCCAUUAUACUGGUAGGAACCUCCUGGUUACACCAGCCCACAGGGGAUUAUUGUGUCCG
Molecule: messenger RNA, 3045 nt
Organism: Lethenteron reissneri (Far Eastern brook lamprey)
Lineage: Eukaryota; Metazoa; Chordata; Hyperoartia; Petromyzontiformes; Petromyzontidae
Gene: TMEM101
Product: transmembrane protein 101
Biological process (GO): positive regulation of canonical NF-kappaB signal transduction
Source: RefSeq, a predicted model, not a curated record